This is a messenger RNA of Chroicocephalus ridibundus (black-headed gull), 963 nucleotides long. RefSeq names its product baculoviral IAP repeat-containing protein 5-like. Lineage: Eukaryota; Metazoa; Chordata; Aves; Charadriiformes; Laridae. The record is from RefSeq and is a predicted model, not a curated record. The transcript is spliced from 4 exons. Bases 20 to 457 code for a protein of 145 amino acids.
CCGCCGUUCGAACGCAGCCAUGGCGGCCGAGGCGGAGACGGCGGUGCCGCUGCCCGAGGAAUGGCGGCUCUACUUCGUCCUCACCCGCGCCAACACCUUCCGCAGCUGGCCCUUCACCGAGGGCUGCGCCUGCACGCCCGAGCAGAUGGCGGCGGCGGGUUUCCUGCACUGCCCCAGCGAGAACAGCCCCGACGUGGCGCAGUGCUUCUUCUGCCUCAAGGAGCUGGAGGGAUGGGAGCCCGACGACGACCCCCUGAAGGAACACAAGAAACACUCUGUGCACUGUGCUUUACUCUCCCUUCAGAAAGUCCCCACUAACCUGACACUGCAGGAGUUCCUGAAGCUGGACAGGGAACGAAUGAAAAAUGUACUGAAAAAAGAAAUUGCUCAGAAGGUGACCGAGGUUGAAGAUAUAGCCAAGAGCGUGCGCCGUGAAAUAGAGAAUCUGGGCUCCUAGGCUCUACUGUAGCUUCUCACUUACUGGUGACGUUUGUCUUGUACAUGUGCUCUGGCGCUGCCCCUUUGACUAAAGGACUGCGUUUCCCGAGACUGCUUUCGGAACGGCCGUCAUUGUGAGAAUCAGACUGAAUUCUCCACUCGCCUGAGUCUGUUGGGGAAGUAAAGGGGGUUUGAUGCACUGCGUACAUAAUCUUUUUUUUUUUUCUGCAAGGAUUCUCAUGUUCUUCCUGUUGGUUUAAUUAAGGAUUACUACUUGUGGCUUUACUUGUUCUGUUUUUUUUUUUAAACCUAGCUGUUUCCAUUUUGGAGACGCUGGUAGCUCUGGUGCAAAAACUUGUGUUUCUUCCAAGAGCUGGCAGGCACUUCUAUUUUUAUACUGAAUAUACCAAUGCUUUUGGAUAGUUUUGGAAAUAAAAAGGGUUUUAAAACUCCUUUAGGGACUUAGGAUUGUGGCUAAUAAUGUCUAAUUACACCAAAUCUUAGUGUGCCUGGUGCCCUUGUAAG